AUGGAAACAGGUAUUACUAGGCCCCUCAAGCGGCAUCCUCAUACACGCACAUGCGCUGAUGAAGAAGCCUCUCCAGCUGCGGCACCGCCUGCCAAGAAAAUUCAUGUCAAAGACGAGAAAAUCGACGACUGGUCUGACCGAGUAUUGAGCGACGUAUUUCGUGUUACAUUGGAUGUGACUCGUGCCCUCGAUAGUCGUGGCGCAAGACUGGCGUACCUUCCAAAUUUGAAGGAUGAGAUCGAGCGAAGUGGCGAGCCGACCAAGUUGACCGCCCUCAACAUAGACCAAGCCAUUCUUGAAGCUGCCAGUGCCGUACCAGCCAGUAGACCUCUGUUCAGCUAUUUACUUCCAUGCUUUAAGAGGGUAGUGCGGGCGGCGUCUACGUCGCGAAGACCGACCCCUGAGAAGCAAGCAGUAUUAGACGAAGCCAAACGACUCUGUAUGAGUCACUGUAUAUUCGCUCUCACUAUGCCUGAUCUCUAUGGUCGAGAACCCAACGCCAGCCACGAUACAUUGGCCCCCUAUCUCCUCCGUCAUCAUGAAAAUGAUGACGGUGUCUGCUUGGACUUCUUUAACGAAGCAGUCUCUCGCAUGAAGGAAGACGAGCAGAUUGCUCCCAUCUUCACCGAGGCCAUGGUCCAAAUAAGCAACAAGCUUGCCACAAUGUCCAUGAAUGACGACUACAGACCAUACGUAAACUGCUUGGUCACAUAUUCUCGCUACCCAGCUCUAUUGGAUGCUCUUGCUCAACAUGACCAUUUCCUGGUGACACCUACGCCUGGCAUGACGAAGGAGCAGAUAGCCGUGUCGAGUGAGGUUGAUUCGAUUCUCGGACCCUUUUUCCGCAUUUCGCCCCUGCAGCCCGAGGUCACCAAGUCCUAUUUCGCGAAUCCCCGGACCAUUGAUCCCGGACAUAUCAAAACCUCACAAAGUGCUCUGCAAAUGACUCUGAAAACUCAUCAAGGGGACCUAACGAGCAUCAUCAAUGCGUUUGUUCGCUCUGGUCAGACGGCUCGCAACCGCGUUCUCGACUGGUUUGCGUUCAUCGUGAACACCAACCACAAACGACGUGCCCUACAGUUGAACCCUACGCAUGUUGCUUCUGAUGGCUUCAUGGUGAAUGUCACGGCAACGCUAGAUCAGCUCUGCGAACCUUUCAUGGACGCAUCAUUUUCCAAGAUAUCCAAGAUUGAUAUCGACUACCUCCGGCGCAACCCCAGAGUGAACAUAAGCGACGAAACGAAAUUGAAUGCAGACCAGUCAUCAUCGGAUGAAUUUUACGACAAGAAAGUUGAAGGAACAUCUAACUUCAUUUCCGAGGUGUUUUUCUUGAACCUCGCCGCCCACCACUAUGGCAGCGAAGCGGCCAACUCCAAGCUCAAAGAUCUGGACAAAGACAUCAAACACUUCCAGAGGGCUGAGAAGGAGAUGAGUGAAAAUAUGAAAAAGCUCCCGAACAACUCCCCGCAAAUGUUUGCGGCGAAGCUGCAAUACGAUAAGAUCAUUAACGUUUUGGAGAAGUCCAUGGCGUUACGAUUCUCUAUAGAAGGAGUUCUCACCGACAAGAGCAUGCAGACGCUGUCAUUGCAGUUCAUGCGUUAUGUUACGGUAUGGCUUCUGCGCGUGGCAAGUGGUUCUGCGUAUGUACCUGGACAGAGCCUCAAACUCCCGCUCUCCAAGGAUUCACCACAAGAAUUUAAUUGCUUGCCCGAAUAUGCUCUACAGGAUGUUGUGGACAAUUUCAAGUUUGUGAUGCGCUUCAUGCCCCAAAUCAUGAUGUCAGCUGUCGGCGAUGAGAUCGCGGCCCUGUGCAUCACAUUCUUGAGAUCAUCGGAGUACGUCAAGAACCCGUAUCUCAAGUCCUCGCUGGUGACCCUUCUCUUCUCUGGGACAUUCCCGAUGUAUCAUCUUAGUCGCGGUAUACUUGGUGAUAUUCUGGUCGGGUCCCAGUUUGCCAACGAACAUUUGCUCCAUGCUCUCAUGAAGUUCUACAUUGAAUGCGAAUCCAGUGGUGUCAGUACUGCAUUCUACGACAGAUUCAACAUUCGAUAUGAAAUCUUUCAGGUCAUGAAGACUAUCUGGCAGAACAGCGUCUACAAGGAGCAAUUAAGCAAAGAGAGCAAGGUCAAUCGACAGUUCUUCGUGCAAUUCGUCAAUCUGCUCCUGAACGACGCGACCUACCUGCUUGACGAAGCUUUGUCAAAGCUGGCUAAGAUCCAUGACUACCAGAAACAACUUCUCGACCAAUCGCUGUCUCCAGAGGACAGAGAAAAGGUGCAGUCUGACAUGGAGCAAGCAGAGCAGCAAUGUCAGAGCUGGAUGUCUCUCGUCAACGAGACCAUGGCCAUGAUGAAGUUGUUUACCGAAGCCUUGAAAGAUGCUUUUACCAUGCCUGAGAUUGUGGGACGGCUGGCAAGCAUGCUUGAUUACAACCUCGAGACUCUCGUUGGACCCAAGAGAGGGAACCUCAAGGUGGAAGACGCAAAGAAGUACAACUUCGACGCAAAGACGCUGUUGUCCGGGUUCAUUGAUAUCUAUCUGAAUUUGGGCUCUCAGGAGGCUUUCAUCGACGCUGUCGCUGCGGACGGACGUUCAUACAAGCCCGCCAACUUUGACGCUGCGUCCAAGAUCCUGAGCGGAAAGGGUUUGAAGACGCCCGAGGAACUCGCUAAGUGGGCCACGCUGAAGCAGAAAGUGGCAAAGGCGAAAGAGAUUGCCGACCAGGCUGAGGUUGAUCUCGGCGAGGUACCAUCGGAGUUCGAGGACCCCAUUAUGGGUAUCCUCAUGGAAGACCCCGUCCUACUUCCCUCCAAGGCGAUUGUGGACCGUUCGACAAUUGUGCAGCACCUGCUGUCUGACGCUAGAGAUCCUUUCAACCGAAAUCCCAUGACUAUCGAGGACGUGAUACCGGUUGACGAGCUGCGCAGGCAGGUUCAGGCUUGGAAAGCUGAACGGGUGGCAAUUGCCGAGGCAAAGUUGGCCGGUGAUGCCAUGGAUACGACGGCCGGUUGA
Molecule: messenger RNA, 3012 nt
Organism: Pseudomassariella vexata
Lineage: Eukaryota; Fungi; Ascomycota; Sordariomycetes; Amphisphaeriales; Pseudomassariaceae
Product: ubiquitin elongating factor core-domain-containing protein
Exons: 7
Coding region: 1-3012 (1003 amino acids)
Biological process (GO): protein polyubiquitination
Cellular component (GO): ubiquitin ligase complex; cytoplasm; nucleus
Molecular function (GO): ubiquitin-ubiquitin ligase activity
Source: RefSeq, a predicted model, not a curated record